Cheilinus undulatus (humphead wrasse) is the source of this 1675-nucleotide messenger RNA. RefSeq names its product glycerol-3-phosphate dehydrogenase 1 like (gene gpd1l). Gene Ontology annotation, cellular component: glycerol-3-phosphate dehydrogenase (FAD) complex; cytosol. The transcript is spliced from 8 exons. The coding region runs from base 96 to 1151 and encodes 351 amino acids. The record is from RefSeq and is a predicted model, not a curated record. Lineage: Eukaryota; Metazoa; Chordata; Actinopteri; Labriformes; Labridae. Gene Ontology annotation, biological process: carbohydrate metabolic process; glycerol-3-phosphate catabolic process. Gene Ontology annotation, molecular function: protein homodimerization activity; glycerol-3-phosphate dehydrogenase [NAD(P)+] activity; NAD binding.
GGGAUCACCGCGUCCCUCUCCGUGCCUGUGCAGCAGUGAGAGAGAGAGAGGAGGUGUUCACCUAUGAGAGAAAGGCGUGUGAGCAGGUAACAGUCAUGGCAGCUCCGCUCAAAGUCUGCAUCAUCGGCUCCGGAAACUGGGGCUCAGCCAUCGCCAGGAUCAUUGGGAGGAAUGCCACACGGCUGCAAAGAUUCGCCUCCACGGUGAAAAUGUGGGUUUACGAGGAGAACAUCAAUGGCAGGAAGCUCACUGACAUCAUCAACUCGGAGCAUGAAAACAUCAAAUAUCUGCCCGGGUACAAACUGCCUGAGAACGUGGUUGCCAUCCCACGGCUGCGUGACGCUGCAGAGGGCGCCGACCUCCUGGUGUUUGUUGUUCCUCAUCAGUUCAUCAGGAAACUGUGUGAUGAGAUGUCAGGAUGUGUGUCAUCUAAAGCUCGAGGAAUCACUCUCAUCAAGGGUGUAGACGAGGGCCCCGAGGGCCUGAAGCUGAUCUCAGACAUCAUCAGGGAGAAGAUGGGGAUCGACGUCAGCGUCCUGAUGGGGGCCAACAUCGCCAACGAGGUCGCAGCAGAGAAGUUCUGUGAAACCACCAUCGGCAGUAGAGUUCUGGAGAAUGGUCUGCUGUUCAAAGAGCUUCUGCAGACGCCAAACUUCAGGAUCACCGUGGUCGACGACGCUGACACCGUGGAGCUGUGUGGAGCUCUGAAGAACAUCGUUGCAGUUGGCGCCGGUUUCUGUGACGGUCUGAAGUGUGGUGAUAACACCAAGGCUGCCGUGAUCCGUCUGGGUCUGAUGGAGAUGAUCGCCUUCGCCAAACUCUUCUCCAAGAAUGGCUCUGUUUCCACGGCGACCUUCCUGGAGAGCUGCGGCGUGGCUGAUCUCAUCACGACGUGCUAUGGCGGGAGAAACCGACGAGUGGCCGAGGCGUUCUCUAGAACGGGGAAGAGCAUCGAGCAGCUGGAGAAUGAGAUGCUGAACGGCCAGAAGCUGCAGGGUCCGGCAACGUCUGCUGAGGUUUACCAUAUCCUCAAACAGAAGGGACUCACAGACAAGUUUCCUCUCUUCACGGCGGUCUAUCAGAUCUGCUUCGAGGGUCGGCCGGUCCAGGAGAUGAUCUCCUGUCUGCAGAGUCACCCUGAACACAUGUGACCUACAGGAAGUAGAAGGGUUAAUGCAUCUAUCAGUAACUUGAACUUAAACUCCAGAGGUGAACAGGGCUGUUUUUAGGACAUUUCUGAGGUCUUUUCAGAGGUCUUUGCUCUUUACCCAUAGGGGGCGCUCUUUAAUGUCUCUGCACACUGAGUCUGUUUUCUGCACCCUUAUUUACAUGUUUAAAGAAUUCUACUAUCAUGUAGGUUGAUCAUAUUUAAACACUGACUCAUAAACUUCCCUCGUCAUCAUCCUUAUUAUUAUUAUUAUUUUACUGGACUAAUUUUCAGGGUUUUUUCUCAUCCGUCCAAAUAGCUUUGAGCAUGGAAGCCCAUAUCUGCCACUUAAGUUUGGCAAUUCAACAAUAAAUGGAUAAGAAGAUUAAAGUCAAAUUUAUAAGAUAAGACUUAAACUUGAGAUGAAGGAUUAAUUGUGAGAUAAAAGCUGGAUUAAGUGGUAAAAGUUAAAAUAACAAGGUAAAAUAUUAAAAUGAAGAGAUAAAAAGUAAAACUCUGAAAUUAAAA